Messenger RNA from Aspergillus nidulans FGSC A4, 885 nucleotides. Its product is annotated as lipase family protein. The record is from RefSeq and is a predicted model, not a curated record. Lineage: Eukaryota; Fungi; Ascomycota; Eurotiomycetes; Eurotiales; Aspergillaceae. Gene Ontology annotation, molecular function: feruloyl esterase activity. Gene Ontology annotation, biological process: lipid catabolic process; lipid metabolic process. Bases 1 to 885 code for a protein of 294 amino acids. The transcript has 4 exons.
AUGAUCCGUUUGGGGUAUUCUGCCAUCUUCGUAGCCCUUGCUGGGUUAGCCGUUGCCGCUCCAGCGCCGCUGAAUCGUCGUGACGUUUCGACGGAGGCCCUAAAUCAACUGACCCUGUUCGCGGAGUAUUCUGCGGCAUCGUACUGCACACCCAAUAUUGGGUCAGUCGGGGACAAGCUGACUUGCGCAUCUGGAAACUGCCCGACAGUUGAGGCAGCAGACACGACAACGCUGGCUGAAUUCUAUCAGGAGAACGAAUACGGGGAUGUAGCAGGCUUCCUUGCCGCAGAUACAACCAACGAGUUACUCGUCUUGUCCUUCCGUGGGAGCCGGACGAUUGACACGUGGAUUGCAAACCUCGACUUUGGCCUGGAGUCGGUCGAGGAGAUCUGUAGCGGAUGCAAAGCCCACGGCGGGUUCUGGAAGGCAUGGCAGGUUGUUGCAGACUCGUUGACCUCAGCAAUUGAGUCUGCUACUGCCACAUAUCCCGGCUACGCCAUUGUCUUCACAGGCCACAGCUUUGGAGGAGCAUUGGCUACUCUAGGCGCAGCGCAGCUGCGAAAAGCAGGUUAUGCCAUCGAACUUUACCCCUAUGGUAGCCCGCGUGUUGGCAACGAAGCUUUGGCGCAAUACAUCACAGACCAGGGGGCAAACUAUCGAGUGACGCACACUAACGAUAUCGUUCCCAGACUUCCUCCCAUGUUGUUGGGCUUCAGCCACUUGAGCCCUGAGUAUUGGAUUACCAGCGACAAUGAGGUUACCCCGACGACGACAGAUAUCCAGGUGAUUGAAGGCGUUGGGUCGAGGGACGGAAAUGCGGGUGAGGCUGCCCAGUCAGUGGAGGCACACAGUUGGUAUCUGAUAGAUAUCACUGCCUGCCAGUAA